AUGGAGUUUGAGAAGGCGUGGGAGGACAGGAACCCGCGGAAAGCCUAUGCUCUACAAAGACAUUAUAGCGGCAAAAUGAAAGGAUGCUCUCCUGUCCUCAACACUGCCAGUGGAGUAGCUGUCGGUGAAGCAACCCUUCCAAUUUGGAAGGAACACUUCAAGACCUUGCUGAACCGGCUGGCACCGUCAGCUCCUGAACUCGAACACAUUCAUAGACCGACAUAUGCGGUUAACGAGGAGUCACCGACCGAGUCGGAGGUCGUGGUAUGUAUUCAGAAAAUAAAGAAUGGAAAAUCUGAUGGAGAUGACGGGAUUAGCGCAGAAAUGCUAAAAUAUCUUCCUCCGUCUGGGAUUCUUGAGAUGACAAAGAUCAUCCGUUCAUGGAUAGACGAAAGGAUAUCUGAUUCGUGGAGACACGCUAUCAUAAUUCCCCUCCACAAGAAAUUAUCCGUCACGGACCCCAGGAAGUCCCAAGACCCCAGGAAUCUCUUUGCUGUGUGUUAUGUACAAGGUAUUGGAGCGCAUUAUCCUGGACCGACUCAUUAA
Necator americanus (New World hookworm) is the source of this 546-nucleotide messenger RNA. RefSeq lists its product as uncharacterized. Lineage: Eukaryota; Metazoa; Nematoda; Chromadorea; Rhabditida; Ancylostomatidae. The transcript has a single exon. The coding region runs from base 1 to 546 and encodes 181 amino acids. The record is from RefSeq and is a predicted model, not a curated record.